AGCAUCACGGAACACUCCAGAAAACCGACAACAUAAGGCAUAGUUGGGCUAAGUUAUGAGAAGAUAAAUAGUUCAAUAUUUAGUAGUUUAAACUAAGCUCGUAGUGUUACAUUGCUGAAUGAUACAUCGUGUAAAGCAGUACCAUAACGCAGAGAAAGAUGACUCAAGACUCCUUCGCAGUAAAAGAAGAAGGCAACAACUUGUUCAAAAGUGGUGAUGUCCAGGGAGCUCUGAGCUGCUACAGCAAAGCUAUAAAGCUGAGCGAGAGCGAGUCUGAGAAAGCCGUGCUGUACCGAAACCGAUGUGCCUGCUACCUCAAACUGAACGACUACACCAAGGCCAAGGAUGAUGCCACCAAAGCACUUGAAACAGACCCAGGUGACAUCAAGGCCCGUUUCCGGCGUGCACAAGCUUUGCAUAAACUUGGACAGCUGGAUCAGGCCUUCCUUGAUUCUCAGAAGUGUUCACAGUUGGAGCCCAAAAAUAAAGCAUUUCAAGAGUUGCUUAGGCAGCUCAGUGCUGAAAUCCAACAGAAGGCUGUGCAGCUCUCUUCCACAGACUCCCGUGUCCAGCAGAUGUUUAAACUCCUCUUGGACAACACUGCACAGGCUUCAGACAGACAAAAGGCAGCUCAAAAUCUGGUAGUGCUCUCACGGGAAGAUGCUGGAGCUGAGCAGAUCUUUAGGAAUGAUGGCGUGAAGCUUCUGCACAAACUGCUGGAGUCUCAGCAAGAGGACCUUGUCCUCUCAGCACUCAGAACUCUGGUUGGCUUGUGUACAGCGCAUCAGUCCAGGACAGUGGCCAUUGUGAAUGACGUGGGCAUGGAUAAGCUGUGUGGCGUCAUGGGCUCUGCAGUUUCCGCUGUGUCUUUGUCAGCCUGUCACCUCCUUCAGGUCAUGUUCGAGGCUCUCACCCAGGGUAUGAAUAAGGAAGUCAAAGGGAAGGAAGAGGCUAUACUACCAGAGCCAUCCCGUGAGCUACGUUCAAUGCUGCGGCAUCUUAUUGACAUGCUCCCUGCAUCGAGCGUGUCUGGACCUGGACGUGACAGUGCUAUAAACCUCCUGGUUAAACAGGUGCCCCGGAAAUCUCAAAAAACUCCAGACAACUCCCUCAGUCUAUGGGUCAUUGAUCAAGGCCUAAAAAAGAUUCUGGAAGUGGCAGGGACGGUUUCUGGGAUAACGGAAGGGCCACCCCUUACUGACAGUACCCCUAUGAACUGCUCUGUCCUGCUUAAUAAGUUAUAUGAUGAUCUAAAGAGUGACAAAGAGAGGGAGAACUUCAACAAGUUGUGUGAGGAGUAUAUCCAGUACCAUUUUGGGGGCCCAGGCUUGGAAAGCAAAUUGCGUGCAAUACAGACGGUGUCAGUGUUGCUGCAGGGGCCCAGCGAUGUGGGGAAUCGUACCCUGGAGAUGUCAGGCAUGAUGGAUGCUGUCAUUUCUUUAUGUGCCUCUGAGAAUGUCACCCAUCAGCAGGUAGCAGUAGAGACACUAAUUCAUGCUGCAGGCAAGGCCAAGAGAGCAUCCUUUAUCACAGCAAAUGGAGUCGCACUGCUGAAGGAUCUUUAUAAGAAGAGUGAAAAUGAACAGAUACGGGUGCGAGCGCUUGUGGGAUUGUGUAAACUUGGCUCAGCUGGAGGCACAGAUUUCAGCAUGAAGCAGUUUGCGGAGGGGUCAACUCUCAAACUUGCCAAACAGUGCAGGAAGUGGCUGUGCAAUGAUUCUCUUCCUCCCACCUCUCGGCGCUGGGCUGUUGAAGGUCUGGCCUACCUGACCUUUGAUGCUGAUGUGAAGGAGGAUUUAGUAGAAGAUAAAAAUGCUCUUCAGGCUAUGUUUCAGCUGGCUAAGUCUGAAGAUAAAACAGUAUUGUUUGCCAUUGGAUCUACGUUGGUAAACUGUACCAAUAGUUAUGAUGUCGAGAAACCGGAUCCUCAGUUGGUAGAAUUGGCAAAAUAUGCCAAACAACAUGUGCCAGAGGAGCAUCCAAAGGAUGCGCAGCCUUUUGUGGAGAAGCGUUUGGUCAAACUUUUGGAGGCUGGGGUGGUUUCAGCUUUGGUCUGCAUGGUUAAACAGGAAAGUCCUGCGCUCACUGACACAUGCAGAGAAUGUAUUGCCAGGGUGUUUCUGGCUCUAGUGGAACGUCAAGAAGACCGGGGAAUGGUAGUGGCACAAGGUGGAGGAAAAGCACUGUUGCCACUGGCGACAGAAAGCACAGAUGUAGGUAAAGUCAAAGCAGCCCAAGCAUUGGCCAAAAUUACCAUCACCUCAAAUCCUGAGAUUGCCUUUCCUGGAGAGAGGGUUUAUGAGGUGGUGCGUCCACUUGUGAAUCUCUUGGCCAUGGAUUGCUCUCUUCUGCAGAACUUUGAGGCUCUGAUGGCCCUCACUAACCUAGCUGGUAUUAGUGAACGACUCCGACAGAAGAUUAUUAAGGAGAAAUCUGUGCCCAAAGUGGAGGGCUACAUGUUUGAGGAGCAUGACCUGGUGCGAGCAGCAGCUACUGAGUGCAUGUGUAACUUGAUCUUAAGCCCUGAGGUACAGAAACUAUAUCUGGCCACAGACAGCGACCGAUUGAAACUCUUAGUUCUAUACAGUGGUGAGGAUGAUGAGAGACUAAGGAAGGCUGCUUCAGGAACACUGGCGGUGCUCACUGGGGAAAUGCCUGAGCUGUGUGCAAAGAUCCCCAGCACAACCAGUCACUGGUUGGAGAUCCUGCAGGCUCUGUUGUUGAGUGACAGCCAGGAUUUGUGUCAUCGUGGUGUGGUCAUCACAAUGAACCUGAUGCAAGCCGAGAAAAGUCUAGCUGAAAAACUAAUGGAGAGUGAGGCGCUUGAGAUCCUCUCUGUCCUGGCUAAAGCAACUGAAGCUAGCAAGGCUGCUAUCACUAGAGCAGCCCAACGCUGCCUCGACCUGGCGAUGGAAUACGGCCUUAUCAGGAGCAAUGAUGGCAAAACUAGUGGGAAAGCUGAACCCUGAUUGGAUGGGUUGCAUAUGCAUAGGAAGCUCACUACAAGUCUUAAUUUUAAGCUUGCAUUCCUUGUUUUCAAAUGUUAUAUGUGAUUUAUAGUAAACAUUUAUGUCUUUAGAGCUCUAGUAGUGGUCGUAUGCUCAAACUGAAGACUCAUGAACAGAUAUCAGGAUUGAAAUACUGUAGUAAUGGAUAGGGGAGUGAUGAGUGUUCUUUGCACCAGACUUAUUUAAUAGCACAUUUUAUUCGCUGAUUUACUAUGCGAUGACAGUCAUUUCAGCAGUGUCGCAACCACCUGUUUCUUAGUGAUGUAUUAUUUAUUAUAUGCUGAAAAUGCAUCUUAGUCUGAGCAGCUACCAGCAGAUGAAAGUACAGGCUGACCUGAUUGAGUUGACAGACCUGUUAACUAACAGUCAGCUGUUAACAUUUUCUGAAUUAUUGCAAAUAUCAUGUUGUAGUUAUUAAAAACAAUUGGGAUGGCAUGGCUCCUGGAUGAAACUAGAGCUUGUGGUGCUGUGUGAAGGAAUGAAUGAAUGAAUGAAUGAGUGAAUGAAUGAACGCCAGCUUCAUGAGCUCAGCCUGUUUUUGCCUCAAUUGGGUGGUCAGACAAAGCUGCACUUUUCAGCAAGGACUUACUGAAUGAGACCAAAUAUGUAUUUCACUACCAUUUACUUGCACUGAAGAUUUGUUUGUUUUUGUUUUGUUUGCCUUCUUAGAUUUACCGUCCUGCAUUCCGGUGAACCAUUAUAUCACUUUGUCACACCGGGGUUUAAUAUACUGAGCCAUAUUUAUGGCAUUUAUGUACCAAUCAUGAACAAAGAGAAGAUGACAUUUUUUAUGUUAGAAUUUUAAGGACAGGAAUUUUAAGAAUUUUAAUUUUAGGUGUUCUCCACGCUACCUUUGCCUGGGCUACACUCUCACGCAUCACAUUGCCUUUGAAUGAGUUUUAUAUACUGCACCUUUUAUAUAAUAUGAUGGACCACUGCUUAACUAAAAAAUAAUAAACGAUUUAAAUCGUG
Clarias gariepinus (North African catfish) is the source of this 3980-nucleotide messenger RNA. It is a transcript of the gene unc45a, whose product is annotated as unc-45 myosin chaperone A. The coding region runs from base 159 to 2969 and encodes 936 amino acids. The record is from RefSeq and is a predicted model, not a curated record. Gene Ontology annotation, molecular function: Hsp90 protein binding. NCBI's taxonomy places the organism in Eukaryota, Metazoa, Chordata, Actinopteri, Siluriformes, Clariidae. The transcript has 19 exons.